AUGUCUAUGUCAGUUAUUGGUGCCUCUGUAUUAAUGCUUCUCCUUGCCGGCUAUCUAGCCCAGAAAUAUGGCCUUCCUCCUCCAGCGCCGAAAAUUGCGGGUAUCGACCUAGGGACAACAUACUCUUCAAUAGGAAUUUAUCAUGCCGUAUCAGGAAACGCCGAAAUAUUGCCGGAUUUAUUGGGAAAACGUUCGAUCCCUUCAGUGGUUGCUUGGCUGCCAAAUGGAACAAUUCUCGUGGGAACGCACGCCGUUCAACAACAAGAGCACAAUCCACUCAGAACGAUUUACGAUGCAAAACGAUUUAUUGGAAGAACUUUUGAUGCGGCUAAUCCUAUAUUUCAAAGUGAUAAGAAGCGUUAUCCGUUUGAAGUGAAGCUGGAUGAGAAUGGAUAUGCUUAUUUUGAGAUUCCGCUUGAUACUGGGAACAAAGCUGUUUAUCCCGAAGAAGUCGGAUCGAAGAUUGUUUCAUACUUGCGAAACUUUGCGGAACAAAAGUUGAAAACACCGUUAGAACAGGUCGUAAUUUCUGUACCGGCCGAAUUCGAAGAAAAGCAGAGAAAUUACACAAAAAGAGCUGCAGAAUUAUCAGGUAUGGAAGUUCGGCGUGUAAUAUCAGAACCAACCGCAGCAGCACUUGCUUAUGGAUUGCAUAAAAAGAAAGGAGUCGAAGAUGUGGUUGUUGUUGAUUUGGGUGGCGGUACUUUGGAUGUGUCUGUUCUUCGUCUUCAAGGCGCCACAUUUGUCACUCAAGCAAUGGCCGGAAAUAAUCGUCUUGGUGGACAGGAUUUCAAUGAUAAUGUCCAAAAGUUCUUAAUUAAGAGUCUUGAAGAGAAAUUUGGAAAACCAAUUGAAGACAAAGAAGAUAUUCAACAAAUCAGAAUGGAGAUUGAGGCCGCAAAACUACGAUUGACCACGCAUUUAAAGUCAAACAUCAAACUCAAUUUGAAAGUGAUCGGGAAAUAUGAGCAAGAGAUUACGAGAAAAGAAUUUGAAGACCUGAACGAACACCUCUUCGAAUCGAUUAAAGAACCGAUCAUUGCUGCUCUAGAAGAUGCUCGCUUAGAGCCGGCAAGUGUUGAUGAAAUUGUACUCGUUGGAGGAUCGACUCGAAUUCCGAGAAUACGAAAAAUUGUUGGACAAUUCUUUGGGAAAGCACCAAAUUUUGGCGUGGACCCAGAGUUGGCAGUUGCAACUGGAGCCUCUGUACAAGCAGGAGUGAUUGGUGGAGGAUGGCCAUUGCAGGUUGCCGCUGUUGAGCUUCCAACAAAAAUUCGAAAACGUCACUUCUACAGCGAAAAACAAAAACAAGAAGAAACCGAUUUU
Molecule: messenger RNA, 1326 nt
Organism: Mesorhabditis belari
Lineage: Eukaryota; Metazoa; Nematoda; Chromadorea; Rhabditida; Rhabditidae
Source: the annotation of a GenBank genome assembly